Haliotis rubra (blacklip abalone) is the source of this 1257-nucleotide messenger RNA. Its product is annotated as ankyrin repeat and KH domain-containing protein mask-like. The transcript has 3 exons. The record is from RefSeq and is a predicted model, not a curated record. Bases 1 to 1257 code for a protein of 418 amino acids. Lineage: Eukaryota; Metazoa; Mollusca; Gastropoda; Lepetellida; Haliotidae. Gene Ontology annotation, molecular function: protein binding.
AUGGGACAUCUUGAGGGGAUGAAGUUACUUGUGAACAAAGGUGCUGAUGCAUCACUCCUUGACACAGACGGUGACAACAUCCUUCAUUUAGCUUGUAACACUGGACUUUUGAAGGAGGUGCAUUAUGUCCUUUCACUGGACGUGGUGGACAUAAACAGUAGAGGAUGGAGACUGAAGACACCAGUGAUGAUGGCGGCGGAAGAAGGAUAUAGGGACUUGGUUGAGUUACUUAUAAAUAAAGGAGCUCAUGCGUUGCUUGUUGAUAUAGACGGGAACAACUUCCUUCACUUGGCCUGUGAGAACGGAUUUGUGGAAGUGGCGCAAUAUAUCCUGUCUCAGAACCUAGUUAACAUUGAGAUCAAGAACUCACAAGGACAGACAGCAGUCAUGAUGAUACCAGUUAGUCCAUGUCCCCCUAAUGACUGCAAUCUGACCUCCCGAUGCUUGGAAACCGGAUGUGGAAACGAUUGCGAGCAACCAACGCUGACUCCCUUACCACGAGAUGCACAAGCAGAAGACGAUCUACACCAAGCCUGUGAGACCGGGAAUCUUUCAGCUGUACGACUUAUCUUAUGUCAGAGGCGGGUGGACAUUAACUGCAGGCAGUCUGGAUCGACACCGGUGAUGCGAGCAGCACGAAUGGGACAUCUGGAGGUGAUGAAGUUACUUGUGAACAAAGGAGCUAAUGUAUCACUUGCUAACACACCCGGUAACAAUAUGCUUCACCUGGCCUGUGUGGAUGGCCCUGUGGAGGUAGUGCAAUAUGUCCUUCCAUUGGACGUGGUGGAUAUAAACAGUAGAGGGUGGAACGAGAGAACGCCACUUAUGAUUGCAGGUAUUACAGGAACGCUAAAAAUAGUUGACGUCCUAGUAAGUAAAGGAGGUGAUGUGUCACUUGUUGACAAAGACAGUAACAACAUCCUUCACCUUGCCUAUGAGAGUGGACAAGAAAAUGUAGCGCUCUAUGUCCUGUCAUUGGGCGUGGUGGACAUAAACAGCAGAGGUUGGAGACAGAAGACACCAGUGAUGCUGGCAGCGGAAGCAGGCUAUAACGAAUUGGUUGAAAGCCUGGUGAGAAAAGGAGCUAAUGUUUCACUCCUGGAUACAGACGGCAACAACGUCCUUCACUUGGCCUGUGCGAUGGGAAAUGUAGAGGUUGUGAGGUAUGUCCUUUCACAGGCCUUAAUAAACAUCGACAGUAGAGGACACGAUGGGAAGACACCAUUGAUGCAGCAGAGGAAAGGCAUAGAGCUUUAG